Symbiodinium natans is the source of this 1317-nucleotide messenger RNA. NCBI's taxonomy places the organism in Eukaryota, Dinophyceae, Suessiales, Symbiodiniaceae. The record is from the annotation of a GenBank genome assembly.
AUGAAAAUUACCCCCAAGUCUGCGAUAGCUUGGAACUUACGGGGCAUCGCCAAAAAAGCUGCAGGACACUCCGAUUUCGAAGACGACUAUGCCAUGGCAGACGUGCUGGCCGAGAGCGAGAAGCAGCUAGAAGAGUUUGGACGACAGCGAAAGCUUUCGCCGACAGGCUGGCAAAGCAGGGACGAAGUGGAGGCCAAGAAAUCUGCUAAGGGCACGGACUUCCUCGUCUCCUUUGCUUUACAGAACAAAUUGGAGGACAACCAGAUCCUGUUCUCUCUGGGUGUGCCCGGCGUUUGGCUCCAAAGUCGUGGUGAACAAGCACUGCGCCCUGUAACAUUCUGCACUGAUAGGUCGUUGAGUUUGGCACACAGCGAGCCAGAGGUUCUGGCAGGCGAGCGGGAGGCUUGGCAACUCCAAAGAGAUUCCGAUGGGUUGCCAGGGUGGUUCGCAGACCCAGCACGUGGAUACAGGAAAUGUGCCCGUGAAACUAACUUUGGCAUCCUCAUUCUACGGCUGAAUGCGGCGUACAUUUGCUCCAUGGCCUGCAGGUGGGAACUUGGUUAUAUAGCAGAAGAGUUGCUACACUUUUUCAUCCCCAGCAGCGACACCCGGCGAGAGCCGAACCGAAUCAUUGCAUGGAAAGACAUCUUGCAAACGCCGGAGCUUUGCAGGCGAGCCUUCGCGGACCCUGAAUUUGAUAUCGAGCAAGGUGAAUCUGCUUGGAACCAGGAUGAGUUUGAGGAUGCCCAGGCCGAGAUCAUGGCACGGGACGCUGUGACACGAAUCAGUGACAUGGCAGAGCUCAUGGAGGAAGAACUCAAGGAACGCAGAGUCCAGUUCCAGAGUGAGCUGCGGCUCAGACAACUUGCUCACCUUCUGGCCUCGUCAUACCUUGACGAAGUUGAUGGAGCCAGGCAACAGGCUACGGAGCAGUUGGCCAGUCUUCACAGGAGACUCGGCAAUGAAGAGGAAUAUAGCAGACUGAUGCAGAGAAUGGAGGCUGACAAGAACGACCAUGCGGCAGAGGGGCCGCAUGCAACUGUCAGGAAGCUGGAACGUUCCUUGAACAUGGGGGAGCUGAAGUUUGGUGAGAGUCAUGGGAGCGUUGAACGAGCACUGGACAAUUUGGCAACAGCUCUUCACAAGAUCGAGAAUUUCAGCAGAGAGCGAGAGAUGUUGCGUCGAUUGUUGAACAUCAGGGAGCAAAAUCUUGGAGAAGAUCAUGCAGACGUCGAAGCGGUGAAAGACCGCAUCAGAGAUGCCAGGCCUGCUUCCAUCACCGGAGAGGUUUAUCAAACACCUACAGCAGCAUUUUAG